CCAGGAAAUUAAGGGCCAAGAGACCCAGCAGAAAGCGAAAAACACAAUCAAGGACCCCCACACUCGCACCCACUGACAUAUUUCUAGGAAUCGGACUUCCAGGAAGGGUGUUUCCCGCCAAAACGCGAAACUCAAGGCUCUUGAGCUAAAAAUAGCAUCGAGGAAAAUGGUUGUCUUUCCUGGUUGCCGACGUUGGCCUUCUCGGAAAAAUAUACAAAUCCUGGCAAGAUCAGCUUAGAGGCUGUGAUCAAUCAGGAAGGUGACAGUCAGGAUAAGCGGGCCCGCCGAUGUGAUGUACCAUCCCGGUUAAACGUGCAACUAUGGUAUACGCGCCAGACCUCCGCGACCGCAUGAAACUCCUACUCACUGAAGUCAUUUGUCAGAUUUGUACGAAAGAAGUACCUCACAAGUACCAAAUCCACAUCGAGGGCACGAUUUGUGUCACGUCAGAUACCCAUCCAGCUUUCGCUAUCCAGAUUGCGCAGUUGCUAAGCAAGGCAGCUGAUGUGUCGAGUUUGAGAGGAAUGUCCAAGUCGUUCCAGCCUGCAGGUGGAUACGGUGGACCCACAACACCUACGGAUAGUCGAAGUUUUGGACAACCUGGGCCUCCAUCUGGUGGAAGUAAUCAACUUAGUCCUCCUGUGUCCGAGUCAGGUGGUGGUGAUCAGUUAUGUAGCGCUCAGCUUUUGGCGAAGAGUGCUAUUUCUGGACACCUGGGGACAAGGUCCAUUCAUGAACAGAUGGAAGUUCCUUCGGUUGAUGGUCGGGACUUGCAUCUCAGGCGGGCGCUGCUGAAUCGCCAUGACAGUGAGAUGUCAGAGCCGGUCGAUAUGAGGGGCUCGAGUCUUGGUGAUGGGCAUGUCCAGCGAGAGAGAACAGACAGCACAAGUGAUGGACACAGUUUAGAACCACUGUCUGCCACGGUGAAGAGAAAGCUUUCAAAUAUCGACGACCCGGAAGAUAUUAUAAAAAACGUUCAGCGCAGUGCACGCCAGAUUUUACGGAAGGUGAGCGUCACUGAAAAUCAGGGUUUCGCUGGGUUGCCUUCCCCACCGGUUAACGAGGGAUCUUCAGUUGAUUAUAACAAGUCCUCAGCACCUCUAGGUGGCACCAGGUCAACCGUGACGACUACUAGUGCUCACGAUGUUAGAGAGGUUAAAGAACCACAUGAUCCACAUCGCGACGGCCCGCUACGUAAACGGAACAAAUUUGAAUACUGCCGUGAAAUUCGUUUGCUGAAACAGGAUUCUAAUGCUGGUUCGGAUAGUCUAAAAGCAGUGCCCUCUGGUAGUGGUGUGGGUAAUUUGCAGCCAGUGAGCUCUGAGCACGUUCAACAACGUGGCACUGAUGUUGGUGGUGAGCAACCAGUUGCGAGAGAUUCACCAAAUGUAAGUAAAGAGGAAGGUGUCGAUAGCAGACGACAAGACAGCUCUUCAGGAAAUGGAGACGAGAAUAGUAAGGAAGAAAAGCAAGAUAGCAGUGAUAAAGAUGUGGGCAAUGACCCUAAAGGACGUUUUACUGUAAAAGACAGAGUACGAAACAUGAUUUUUCAACGAGAGAAAAGCGUUGAACGUUUGCGCACCAAUUCGACUGGAAGUUCGUCUUCUGUGAUCCGUGAUAUUUUGCAAGGUUCCAACACUCCUGGUACGCCCUCUACAGCAAUGCUUGUGCCAAAUUUUGUUACAGCGGGGCAACUUCAGCGUACACCGAGUUUGGAACGCAUCGGUCUGAUGAGGCAGGCGAGUGUGGACACUGAUCUGAAAACACCUACUGUCUUCGCAACUGGGGCGCAUCACAACUCGUCGAAACUAGAACUUCAUGUAAAUACCUCACUCCCAGUGGGUACGCCAACACAAUCUCUGUCAGGCCCGCCGUCUUUUAAGUUGAAAGACCAGAAAAUUGAACUGUUACAAAGUCCAACUUCUCUGCCAUCUCCUGUGAUAAAGUUAGGCCAGCAUGUUGCGCACACGUUCUCUGACUAUUUGUCACAACCAGGCACCGUUAGUUCACCGGCUAUCUUGGGAAUGAAGCCAGUGUUUGCAACCAGUUCUGGUACCCCUGUGGCCAUGGACUACAUGCACACGAACGUUCAACGGCCAUCCGUCCUGCCGCUGCCAUUGCCUAUAACUCAUGCGGAGGCGAAAGAUGCUGAGAUCAUUGGCGAGCCUAAAGUAUGCACCACUGGAGGUCAGAUUCUCCCUGGCAGUCCAGCAUCUGCUCUGCCCUCUAGCGGCCUACCCGUUAACUACAGUAGCAUCCCAAUGGAUAGUGCGGCGUACAAAGAUAGCGCUGCUGGAUACAAAAUGUUAGCCUGGCAGAUGAAAAAUAUGCCGCUGAAUCAGCUUGGGCUGAAACAAGAGCCGGGGACACCUGUAACCUCUGGCCCACCUACGACUCCUGGCAGUACUGAAUCGAAACAUUCACCGGGAGAAGUCAGCGAUCUCGUCAAAUCUAUCAUGGACACUGAGAAAGUAAAACAGUUCAAUCUGGGACAUCUGUCCAAGGAGACUAUUAAUGGUUUGAUUAUUGUUGACCAUGAUACACAGAAGUGUAUUUCUCCACAGGACUAUGUGUACAAAGAUGAGGCAGGUGAGACCCAGGUACGCGCUUGUGAAUAUUGCGGAAAACAUUUCAAAUAUUUCAGUAAAUUGAUGGAGCAUAUCCGGUCACAUACAAAACAAAAGCCAUAUAAAUGCAGCAUUUGUGGUAGGACGUACACCUACAAAGGAGACCUGACUGUCCAUAUUAGACAACAUUCAACAUCCAAACCGUAUGUGUGCGAUUGUGGGCGAUCGUUCGCAUCGAAAAAGUAUCUCAGCGUCCACCAAUCACAGGCAAGGAUUAAAGGACGUCAUGCAAUAUCUAAGGACGAGCGACACGCCCAGUAUGAAUGUUCACAGUGUGGGAAACGAUUCAAAUUUUUCAGUAGUUUUGAUCUUCAUCUUCAGACGCAUCAGACGUCUGGUCCGACUGCUGGUGACCAGUUGGAGAUGUUCGAGUGUCAGUCAUGUAAUCGUUUGUUCAAAGACCAUAGCUUGUUUGUCGAGCAUGUUUUGGAGCACGAGAAUGGUGAACAUCCGAGGAUCAAGUGUGAAGUAGAGGAUGAAGAUUAUGAGGAAUGUUUGGAGCUGGAUGAAGAGGGGAACUCAAGUAUCGAGGAUAAAGACACCGGUGAAACGAGGGGGGAUGAAUCUGAUACAACGCCACCUAAGGGCCAUUGUCAGACUUAUAGAGUCAUACAACCGGUGAUGGAGUCUCCAGACGAUGGCCGAUUGUCGCCAAAAUUGGCAGAACUCAGACCGUUAGUUAUGGGCAAGACUGUUGCGCCAAAAGUUAUGGUGGAAAGUAUUGCGGAUGCGACCAUGCCACCUAUUGUUAGUAAACCUGUGGAGGAGGUCGUUAAUCUAGCCGAGCGUGGUUGUGAACCAGCGCACAUCCCAGUGUCGCUGCCGGCAACGACGGUUGUCAGAUCAGUCUCGCAGCCGUUGAUGUCUGCUGUCCAUGAGCAGCUGCGCACAGUCCAUGGAACACCUCAAAUGGUUCUACCUGGUACACAUGUCAUCCAUCGGCCGUCUGAUUUACCAGGCCUACCUCAGCAGAUCCAAAUCCCAGCGUCAUCGCCAUUCAGCUUGAGCUCUAUCCCUCAAACUUUGACAUCUUUGUCCCAAGCUUUGACCUCUGUGCCCCGUACCCUGACGUCCUUACCACAGUCCCUGACCUCCAUCCCCCACACCCUGACAUCUCUCCCGCAGAACCUUGCAUCCCUGCCACAGACCUUGGUAUCCCUUCCCCAGUCCCUGUCCUCCCUCUCCCAACCCCUGACCUCCCCCGUCUCCUGCCAGCCUCUGUUUGCCACCACCCUCUCCCAGUUGACAGGCCUCCCCGGGCAUACCCUGCAGGGAUUGCCAGGCCAGACCCUUCAGCUCCACACAGUCCAACCCCACGGCAUGCAGCUACUCUCUCUCCAACCGCUCCAGUCCCCAGCUCAUCAGUUCCCUGUUGGCGUCCCAAUAUCAGGCCCUAUCAAGUUUACUACGACUGGAAGUUCUACCCCCACGGUAAGUGCAUUGCCUGAAAGGUCGUCUGAUGUGGGUCCUGUUACAGUAGACACUGGGUCAGUUAGAUCUGAGGCUGCAGCGGCUGUGGCAAGAACAGAGGCUGCAGCUAUUCUGGCCAAGGCUUUUGUCCUGACCACGGAGGGUAACAACUCUACUGCUGAUGCAUCCAAACAAUGAAGCCAACCAACAUAACCUAAUGUGAUGUUGUCGACAUGUGUGAGUUAUGAGCCGCAGUUUCUGUGCGGAACAAACGACUGAACUCGACCAGUCUUGUUAACUCAUUGAUGACGAGUUCUCCGAUGAUUGAUGAGACGUAAUGUUUAUUGUGUGAUGGAUUGGAAACUACAAUGGUCCUGUAAAUUUCUUUAUCUUCUGACUAGGAGAGUUGUAUAUUUCGAGGAGAUUUUGGUUGAAAUGAAUUUGAAUUAAUAGCAAUGGUAUGUUUGUAUGAAUCGGGAAGACCAGAGUCCUGCCAAUGGAUAUGUAUUAUAAUAAUACAUGUAUGUAUAAAUAGAUUUAUAAGUGGUGUUAUCAUACCAGUGAGUUGAUAUAUUACAUCUGGGACAGUUUUUACAUGUUUUAGUUGUAGAAGUGUAAAUCAUGAUUAUUAUUAUUAUCAUAUCGAUACCGGUAAGUCAUCAGUUUAUAAAUUGCAGUGAUUGUGACUUAGAUUAGUCUCGGUCCUUAUCACCAUCUUCAUUUCUUGGCCCAUCAUAGGUUGUUUUUCUGGUUAAAAACCGACCUGCGAAUGAGCCUGAGAAAGGUGCAGGAUUAGAUGGGCUACUUCCUUAGUUAUGUUCAGCAAUCUGAUGUUUCAGGUAGGCCAUGGAAACAUGGGAGAUGGGGCAUUUGUCUGAAUGGCAAGAGUGUACUUUUUCUGGGCAUUUUGUAAAUACUCUUUGUUAAAAUUUGAUUUGUUGAAGUAAAUUGAUUCAACCUUUUAACACCUUCAGCGCCGAACCACGCCAUCGCCAUCUUCAGGGCUAGGUAGGAACUGAAGAGACCAAACGGUAUUUUCAGUUUCUACCUUGCCCUGAAGAUGGCGAUGGCGUAGUUCUUCCAUGAAGUCCAUGAGACUCCGAUAACCGGCUCAAAGGGGAGGGGAUUUGGCCACGUAGAUCUACGUGGUUUGGCGCUGAAGGUGUCAAGGUGGGCUCCCCAAAUCUCUGUGGUUUGCGGGGCUUUGUUGACUUCUGAUGUUACUUUCGUUGACAUUUCUGUAAUCAAUUGUAUAGUUUUUCACGUUGGAGUCGUUAGAUAUAGGUUUAAACUUCAGUGAGACAUGUGACCUGUGAAAUUAAAGAGUCUGCAGGGAUUAUUUCAUGGAUUUAACAAAUACAGUUGUUUACUCAUGAAGUUUAGAGUUAUGUCUGCCAUUCCAUCUCAUUUUGUUUGUUUUGUUAUUGGAACACGGCACCAGUGUACACUCAACCUCUGCAUGUCAAAAUGUUAUGUCCAAGGACUUACUGUGGAGUUGACUCUUCAAGAGCAAACCGGCUGUCUGAGAGGUGCAGUUUUCCUUUGGCAUUAGGUUUUGACAUGUGGAGUGGAGGUGUGUAAACUAUACUUGUUGAUUUUGCAUAUACAUAUUGCUUUAACAAAUAGAAUAAAGAAUGUAUACUUA
Lineus longissimus is the source of this 5682-nucleotide messenger RNA. RefSeq lists its product as uncharacterized. Gene Ontology annotation, biological process: regulation of transcription by RNA polymerase II. The coding region runs from base 321 to 4235 and encodes 1304 amino acids. The record is from RefSeq and is a predicted model, not a curated record. Gene Ontology annotation, cellular component: nucleus. The transcript has 2 exons. NCBI's taxonomy places the organism in Eukaryota, Metazoa, Nemertea, Pilidiophora, Heteronemertea, Lineidae. Gene Ontology annotation, molecular function: RNA polymerase II transcription regulatory region sequence-specific DNA binding; DNA-binding transcription factor activity, RNA polymerase II-specific.